Molecule: messenger RNA, 975 nt
Organism: Rosa rugosa (rugosa rose)
Lineage: Eukaryota; Viridiplantae; Streptophyta; Magnoliopsida; Rosales; Rosaceae
Exons: 3
Coding region: 1-975 (324 amino acids)
Source: RefSeq, a predicted model, not a curated record
AUGCUCACACCUUUCCCUAGAGGCUAUAAGAAUAUCAUAUUUUCUACUUUUUCAGGGGAAGACUCCGAGAACGCGGCAACUCAUCUAGCCAGGUUCAAGGUGCAAUGUGGCCAGUACCAGAAUGAUGACAGCCUCAAGUGCAAAAUCUUUGGCACUUUUUUGUCUGGAGCUGCUUUUACAUGGUUCUCUAAACUCCGCCUAGGGUUGGUGGCAAAUUGGCCAGCAAUAGAGAAACUCUUUAGAGAGACUUUCGGAGCUAUAGAGCCUGAGUUUGAUUUGGCUUCCCUUACCCAGAUGUCCCAACAGCCUACUGACUCUACGAUUGCUUAUCUCCAAAGGUUCCAGAUUCAGAAGGCUAAACUGAACAUGGUUCUGCCAGAAAGAGAAUUGGCUAAGCUGGCAAUCAAGGGCUUGGAGUCGCGCCAGCGAAAGAAGCAGCAUGGUAGCAUGAUACAGUCAAUGGGCGAGCUUAUUACUGAGGAUGACGAUGAGGAAGAGGAGAAUGAUGUUUCCGCUUUUGAGCUGACAGGAAGAAAGAAGCUCGCCUUGAAACAGUUGAAAAAAACCAAGGAACCAGUCAAGCUCAAGUCCGUAGCCUUCACCCCUAAACUUCAGUUCGCAACGUAUACCUAUGACGCCAAUAAAGUGCAUGAGAUAUUAGAUGAAAUGAUAGCCGCGAAGAUGCUGAAGGACCAGAUUCAGGUAUGGCUCAAUAAUGGAAGUCUGCAAGUGGAGACUCCGGCGACCGCAGCAGGGCUGGUUGAUUUAAAUCCCUUCCCUAACACUGGGGUCAAUAUGGUGUAUGUAGCUUGGACCACGAAGGGCCAGAGGAGGCCAACCCUGGACAUGACAACCAGAGGUCAAGAAGAAAAGAAUGAAGAGGAACAGGUCCCAGCAAAGAAAAGGGACAGGCCUAUUAGCGAAGCCUCAUCAGCGGUCUUAUGUUCGCGAUGCAAGGAAGAAUGUGGCAUCUAG